Molecule: messenger RNA, 3772 nt
Organism: Cherax quadricarinatus
Lineage: Eukaryota; Metazoa; Arthropoda; Malacostraca; Decapoda; Parastacidae
Product: 3-galactosyl-N-acetylglucosaminide 4-alpha-L-fucosyltransferase FUT3-like
Cellular component (GO): membrane
Molecular function (GO): fucosyltransferase activity
Source: RefSeq, a predicted model, not a curated record
AUUUUGCAAACACUACUGACCAUCCUGCAUGAACUGCUGACCAUCCUGCAUGUACUGCUGACCAUCCUGCAUGUACUGCUGACCAUCCUGCAUGUACUGCUGACCAUCCUGCAUGUACUGCUGACCAUCCUGCAUGUACUGCUGACCAUCCUGCAUGUACUGCUGACCAUCCUGCAUGUACUGCUGACCAUCCUGCAAACUACUGAGGGCCCUGUAAACUACCAAGAGUCCUGUAAACUACCAAGAGUCCUGUGAACUACAAAGAGUCCUGAAAACUACCAAGAGUCCUGUAAACUACCAAGAGUCCUGUAAACUACCGGGGGUCUUGUUAACUACUGAGGAUCCUGUGAAUUGCCUAAGGUCCUAUAAACUACCGAAGCUCCUGUAAACUACCGAAGGUAUUGUAAACUACCGAGUGUCGAGUAAGCUACCGAGGGUCCUAUAAAUUACCUAGGGUCCUGUAAACUGCCAAAGGCUAAGUAAACUGCCGAAGGUCCUGUAAACUACCGAGGGUCCUGUGAAUUACCGAAGGUCCUAUAAACUACCGAAGGUCCCGUUAACUACCGAAGAUCCUUCGAACUACCGACGGCCCUCUAAAUUACCGACAGUCUGCAAAGUAAUGAGGGGGGGGUCCUGCAAACUACAGACUUUAAACUACCGACAGCCUUCAAACUACAGAGGAUCCAACAUAUUUAAGCAACGGUUUUGGAACACUGUAAAAGAUGAAGUAUAUUUCAUCAAAAGCAGUAUACUUGCUGGCUAGCAUAUUAAGUAUCUCAUUUUUGCUAUCUUUUGUACUGAAUUCGAUUUCCGGGAGCAGAUGGAAAAGCAGAGAGUUCUUCCACUCAGAUAGUCCCGAAUUUGAGGACGAGUACUUCCUACCACUGAUGGCUGCCUUCCGCUCUGCUGUCAACUUGUCUUCCCCACCCACACCUAGGUUAAGUUUCAGGUCUGGCAAAGUUCCCAGGUUCUUGGUGUGGGGAGAGCCAUUUAUGAAUGCAUUCUGGUCUGCCCAGGUCGGCCACGUUGCUGAUGGCGUUUGUCCUCUUCCUUGUACCUUCACCUUCAAUGUUUCCGAGAUGAGCAGUGUUGAUGCUGUGGUUGUGCAUAUGCGUGGGAUCCCCAGCAGGGAACUCCUCUUGAAGAAAUUGUCACCCCGUGACCCCACCCAGCCAUGGAUCCUCAGCACCUUUGAAGCUCCACCCAGAGCCAACAGCAUCCAUCACACCGACUACAGAACCCUCGAUGGCAUCUUCAACCGCACAAUGCUUUACCGCAGAGAUGCGGAUGUUGUGGUCCCUCACGGGUUCAUCGUCCGUCGAGAUGAAGCCAAGCUUCUGCCUAAAUCCUGGCGUGUACCCCCAUUGCAACACCCAGGCAAUUUUCACGCACGUGACAUGGUUGUGGCCUUUAUCUCCAACUGCAAUGCACAGAGUGGACGUUUGGAAUAUAUAAGAGAAUUACAAAAACACAUACCAAUAGAUAUAUACGGCGCUUGCGGUGAAUGGAAGUGUGGCCACUCCAUGUAUGUCGAACAUAGGUAUGAUCCGACCAAAGAAUCCUGUUUUAUAAAUGCUGGUGAGAGAUAUCUCUUCUACUUGGCCUUUGAGAACUCCCUCUGCACCGACUACGUUACAGAAAAGCUGUACAACCUCAUGUAUUACCCGAUGGUGCCUGUUGUGCUCGGGGCAGCUAACUACUCAGCCGCCAUGCCUCCCAACUCUUAUAUUGAUGCUCGGCAGUACACACCCAGAGAACUGGCAACCAAACUAAAGGUUCUUGCGAAAAACCGACAGGAGUACCAGAGGUACCUAGCAUGGAGACAGUACUACCAGCCCUCUACAAUAGGUGGACAACCCUCCCUCUGUCACCUCUGUGUUCGACUUCACGACCCAGAGUUUUACAAACAUAAAGUAAUCGAAGACUUCUAUGAAUGGUUUGUUGUGAAAUCUGAACCUGCAGAUGGACGGGGACUAUGUAUAUAAAAUCGGAUUUAUAAAUUCCUAGCUUGGUUACAUGUUCUUGGCAUAUACACAGACAAUGGUGAAAUUAAGUGAAAAGCAUGUGGUAAACCCUAUAGUCACUUGAAUACUACGUAAAUUAUUGUCCACUUAUUGAGGCCUAUAGAGAAAGGCAGUACAAUAAUCUAUGUGAUAAGUCAAAGUAUCUAAUUAGUGAAAAUAUUAGAACAAAGAUUUUGAGGAGGUAUCCUAAACUUGCUUGUAACAUAGCUAUAAAUAUGUAAAUAUAUUCAGAUUUACUCCAGUUAACUAACCCUUUCAGGGACUAGUUCAUAGGACUUUGUGUAUCCACAUUUUCUUACGCUACUGUACACAGGAUGGUUAUAAGGUGCACAAUAAACUAGCCGCUUCCCUCCAUAGGUCGGCUACGGAUACAUAAUAAACCAUACCAUGGGUGGGGUUAGAACCCGCGAUCAGGGAGUCUCAAAACUCCAGACCCCGCCCGUGGUAUGGUUUGUUUGCAAUCGUGUCAUUACGAUUUCGUGAGUCAUACACAAUAAACUUAAUAACUUAUGUGGAGAAAACUUAAGAAUAUAAUGUUGUAUGAUGUAUUUAGCUCUUUCGUGUCGAGGAUUUAGUCAUAAAUAUCAACAUUUUUGUUCGAUAAACCAGACAUCUUAAGAUCAUAAUUAUGGAAUAUUAUUAUGUUCAUGUGGGUAGCGCUAAACCCGUUGGGAUUAAUACUGUUACUAUGGAAUGAGAGGUAAUCAGUACAUACGUACAUAUAACAUCGCGAAGUUUUGCCUUACUACACACUUUGUAUAAAUAAUAUUCUAAAGGGUGUGAAACACCUGAUGUACAUGUACUUGAUGUACAUGUACUUGAUGUACAUGUACUUGAUGUACAUGUAUACUUGAAAGAGUAUGUAUCCCACCUAGAGUAUUCUUAAAUCCCUAUAUUACGGAUUAAAAUAUACCUGUACCACCUUGUGUGCUGGUGAACAGGGUACAUGACCUCCUCGUGUAACUGAACACAUUUAAUUAAGCUAAAUUAGGUAACCUUUGACUUAUUAUCUACUGUCACAGUGGCAACACCUACUAACCAAAAUGUUGAAUUAUUAUUAUUAUUAUAAUCAAGGGGAAGCGCUAAACCCGGAAGAUUAUACAGCGCCUGGGGGGGGGGAUGUUGGAGGCAUUCAGGCUUAAUUCGAGGAACUGGAGCACAGAUCCAAUUUCCUAAAUCAAGAGCCCCUCACCAACAUCAAGUAACCUUCCUUGAGGGGCCAAAAUGUUGAAGCGGAACUGGCGAUGACCUUGCUAGCUAAACUAAAUCUAACCUGAAAAAAGAAUAUAGAAAAAAUUACCUUCAAUAUAACGUAAAAUAAGUCAGCGGUUAGGUUUUGAUGUUAUAAGUACGAAUGUUACAUCUGAUAACAAAAAAAUGUUUUGAUUUAUCAUAUGUCAGUAUAUAUUGAAAAUAUUUAUGCCAAAAAAUGUCAAGAUAUUAAUGAAUAUAAGCAGAGGCUGCUUCAGCACAUAUAAACAUGUAAAUUGUUCAUUAUCUCUGUAACUUGUUCAGCUAUCAGAAUGUUGAGGUCCGGUCCCUGGAGCCAUUAUGUACCUCUGUAAUGUUGAGGUCCGGUCCCUGGAGCCAUUAUGUACCUCUGUAAUGUUGAGGUACAGUCCCUGGAGCCAUUAUGUACCUCUGUAAUGUUGAGGUACAGUCCCUGGAGCCAUUAUGUACCUCUGUAAUGUUGAGGUACAGUCCCUGGAGCCAUUAUGUACCUCUGUAAUGUUGAGGUACAGUCCCUG